UUACCAACGCCCCUGGGAAGUGAUCAAAAUAUUACAACAUAAUUUGUGAAUUUUACACAAGUUUUCAGGCCAAAGCUGGUUCGUGAAGCUUUCUGGUGCAUAGCAAGACGUUUUUGUUUUGUGGGUAUACUUCUGCAUUGAAAACCCCACAAGUCUGAAUAUUGUUGUUGUGACAGCAGUAUGCAGACCAUAAAGUGUGUCGUAGUCGGUGAUGGGGCUGUAGGAAAAACCUGUUUAUUGAUUUCCUACACAACAAAUAAAUUUCCAAGUGAAUAUGUACCCACGGUGUUUGAUAAUUAUGCAGUCACUGUUAUGAUUGGUGGGGAGCCAUUCACAUUAGGGUUGUUUGAUACAGCAGGCCAAGAGGAUUAUGACCGACUGAGACCUCUGUCCUAUCCGCAGACAGAUGUAUUCCUUGUUUGUUUUUCUGUGGUGUCACCAUCUUCUUUUGAAAAUGUCAAAGAAAAGUGGGUUCCUGAAAUCACCCAUCAUUGUCCUAAGACUCCUUUUCUUCUUGUUGGUACACAAGUUGACUUGCGGGAUGACGCAGGAACGAUAGAAAAACUGACCAAGAACAAGCAGAAACCCAUAGCAGUUGAGGGUGCUGAGAAGUUAACACGAGAGCUAAAAGCUGUCAAAUAUGUAGAGUGUUCAGCCCUGACUCAGAAAGGCCUGAAGAAUGUCUUUGAUGAAGCAAUUCUGGCUGCAUUAGAGCCUCCAGAGCCACCAAAGAAGAAACUUUGCACUUUACUUUAAAAGGUGGAUUGAAUAGAGACAGUCUCAGGAAAUGAUCUCAACCCUUAAACUUUUGUACACCCUCACAUCAGUAUGCAUUUUCUCUAGUUUAUUCUUUAUACAUUUCCAUAGUGCUGACAAGGAGAACUUGUCUAACAGUCAAGAGCUUCUUUAGGUGGUGAUCAUUUCCUUAAUUCUCAUGACCUAUUUGUGUGAUUCAGGGGUGAUAUUGUAAGGAGAAAUUAGAUGCAAGUCACCCACAGGGGUUAAAGGGUUAACUCUGUUGAGUGACCAAGACAGAAUGUCCUCCUAAAAUAUAAAGCAGAAAAGCAAUGAGAAUGGAGAAAAAUAUCAAUUAGGAGGAUUUUAGUUUAUUUAAUACCAAGUUCCUCAAACUAAUAUCAUAUCAAUUGUAUGACAGACAGAAAUUUUGUGAGAUCUUGGGAGUUUAAGGGUUGAGAGCCAUUUUCCUGAAUUUUGUGUACCAUAAGUGGCACACAGAAAUUCUAUUUGAAAGUCGUCUUAGUGCAUUUUUAAUUUUAAAUUUACUGUGCUAGUUGUAUUGUCAAACUCAGAAAACCUUGAAAGCUUGACCACCAAGAUAUUUGUAAAGUAGUACAUUGCCAAGGGGAAGAAAGGAAUCAGAGCUCAAGUAAGGAAAGUGUUGGCAGCAGAAGUUCCUUGUUUGUUUAGAACAAUUUUCGAUUGAGUGUGGAAAGUCAGUGGGAUUGCUUUGGUAAACUCAACUUUGCUCUGUGAUUGGUUCAUUCUCUUAACCAAUCAGAUGCAAAACAAUUGCAACUUGGUCAUUCAUGUUCUCCCACACUUAAAGCAGUUUGGUUUUUUCACUUUGAGUCCUUAUUGGCUAUAACCUUCAUUCUGAUAGGUCUCUGGUAUCACUUUUUUUUCAACAUGUAAUUGAAAAUUGCCUUACCUUCUAUGUGAUUGCUUGUUGCUCUAUAAACAUUAAAUCUCCCUACAAAAUAUCCAAGGUGCUCAGGUUUUUCUAAGUUUGCCAAUUUCUUUCUUUCUUUUUUUUUAAUUUGAUUCUUUCUUUUAGUAUUCCUAAUUUUCCUGUAACUACAAACUGAGUUAGUCUGGCAGUAUUUUUGAGGUGAACUUAAUAUGUCAAUUUUCUGAAAAUUGGUAGGUACAAAUUUGGGCUCUUUUGUGGUCUAAGAAGUGUGAAAAAGAAUCAGAAAGGGUCAACUUGAAAGUUGUUGACUGAUAAUAGAAAUGUUUAUGAUAAUGUCCAGUGUGAUUAAUAUUUCUAACAAUUUAUCAUAAGGAAGUUUAUUAAAUAUUACAAGUAGUAAUAACAUUUAGGCAAACUAAGCAUAUUUUGUAAAAUACAAUUUAAUAUUAUAUGUCGUGGAACAUUUAAAAUAUAUAUCAACAUUUGCUUUUAUUGUUUCUGCACAUGUCCAGGUCAACAUGAAGAUUUGAUAUGGACAUGCAUGCUUCAGUUCUGCAUCUUCUAUUUAUACAUGUAUAAUUUAACCUUUUAACACCCAUAUCAAAUUUGUAAUUCUCCUUACUGUCAACUGUACAAUCGUUAUAAUGUUAGUUCAGAGAACUUAGUAUUGGUACAACUAAUUAUCCCCUAAUUGAUAUGUUUCUUUAUUCUCAUCACCAAUUUGGUUGAUAUUGCAUUGGUAUAAUAAGGAGAAAUUCUGUUUUGGUCACUCAUGGGAGUUAAAGGGUUAAAACACCUUACAGCAGAGGUAAAAGGUGAACGUUUAUAAAUUGCUCAAUUGCUUAGAAAUAAUUAGAGUGCAAAAGAUUUUUAAGGGUACUUUUGUCCUAAGCCCAGAGAGAAGUAUAUUGAUGAAUAUGUCUUGUUUUAGGGGGAAUAUGUAGAAUUUAACUUGUACGAAGCGAGGGAGAGAGGUGAAUUUUUUUUCAACUAGAACCUUGUAAACUACUGUCACCUCUCCAAAUAGAAUUGGAGUGGCCUUCCCCACCUUGUAUCUCUGUGUGAGAUAGAAAAGAAAAGUGCCAGUGAAAUACAUUUUUUUUUUAUUUCUAAAACAUUGAAAAAGAAGAAGUUGCAUAAAAGUACGUAACUUAGAGGAAAAUUGAUAUCUAAAAUUAAGUAUCAAAAUAUAAGUCAUUCAAUUGAUUAACCACAAAAUAUACAAAUGUUUUAAUUAGGUAUUACAUUUUGUACGAUAUCGUAAUUAUGUAGUUUUAUGUACUUUAAGAGAGCAGCAAUGAUAUUGGAUGAGAAAGUUUUAAAAAAUAAAAAAAAGUGAAAUAUCAGAUAGUAGGUUAUUAAAAACUUUUUAAAUAG
This is a messenger RNA of Pocillopora damicornis (cauliflower coral), 3028 nucleotides long. Its product is annotated as cell division control protein 42 homolog. Lineage: Eukaryota; Metazoa; Cnidaria; Anthozoa; Scleractinia; Pocilloporidae. Gene Ontology annotation, molecular function: GTPase activity; GTP binding. The record is from RefSeq and is a predicted model, not a curated record. Gene Ontology annotation, biological process: small GTPase-mediated signal transduction.